Onychomys torridus (southern grasshopper mouse) is the source of this 795-nucleotide messenger RNA. It is a transcript of the gene C2H1orf185, whose product is annotated as chromosome 2 C1orf185 homolog. NCBI's taxonomy places the organism in Eukaryota, Metazoa, Chordata, Mammalia, Rodentia, Cricetidae. The record is from RefSeq and is a predicted model, not a curated record. The coding region runs from base 1 to 795 and encodes 264 amino acids. The transcript is spliced from 5 exons.
AUGAAAGACAACAAGCAGCGUUUGUCCGCCGAGGAGCGGCCAGAAGAGGGUCUGCUGGAGCUGCAGGCGCUCGUGAACUGCUUGCCACGGGUGCUGGGAACUGGACUCCAGCUCUCUGUAAACGCAGCAAGUUUUAUUAAUUACUUAAUCUAUUUUCUGGCUGCUGGUGCCGUUAGUCUGGGAAUUGGUUUCUUUGCUUUGGCAUCUGCUUUGUGGUUCCUGAUUUGCAAACGAAGGGAAAUAUUUCAAGGUUCCCAAGUUAAAUUAACUGAUGAAAAACUGAAGCAAAGACCAUCCAAACCGAAGAUUAAAUCUCAUUCUCAGUGUGUUUUCAUUUCCCGAAACUUUCAUGCUGGCCAACCUCAACGACAGGCGGAGAAAAGAGAAAGAGAAACAACACAAACAAAAGCAGUCAACUCUGAAGAUGAAGUCUGCCUUCCAGAACCCGUUGACCGUGAGUUGCCUGAGAUGACCUCGGGAGCAAAUGGCAGCAGUGUGACACUGAGCUUGUCAACAUCAGUCACUAGUUCUAAUAGCAGCCAAAGUGUGGAAGCAGCUGAUGACUGGUUUUUCAAUGGUUCUCUAGGAGCCAAGCAUCCCCCAGAGCCCUUACUUGAGGAACCUCUAGCAGAAAAGGUGUUGGCAUACCUGUCAACCAUUUCAUUAGAAGAAUGGCCUGGAAAUACAAUGAAUGUGACAUUUUGUAGCAACCAAAAAGAUGACAGCAUUAAGGAAAUGUUUACACAAACAAAUGCAGAGGUUGGCAUACGCAGCCUUCAGUAUGAUAUUGAAUGA